ACUUUCUAUAAAAUUCCCCUACCAUUUUCCCUCUUCCCAAACAACAAAGCUACCUACUCUUCGGCCUUCGCUAUAAAAUCUUCUAAUUCAGAAAAUCUUAACUACCCAUUUAACCAAACAACAUGAAGAAGAAAUCAGCAGUAUUAGCAGCAUCUUUGGCAGCAGCUUCCAUUUUCAUCUCUGUUACUAAUUCCACGUCUUCAUCCAAAGUUCGAAUUUCUCAUAAUCAGGAUAAUAGUUGGAAGAAAAAGGAUGAAAAUUCUUCAACGCCUAAGACAGUGCAGCCAUCAUCAGAUAAAUUUGAACCGAGGUUUGAUGGAUUAAGGUUCAUAGAAACUCUGGUCACCGCUCACAGAUAAUCUUAAUUUCCGGCCAAUUAUUGAGUUUUGGCGGAAAACUAUUUUUGACAUAUUGAUAGGAUAUAAAAGAGAAAAAGAGAGAAUUUGUGUAAUACUCAUUGUUUCCCUUUUUAAUUCUUUGUCAUUUUUUUCGGUAUAUUAUGCCCAAUUACCGAAUUAUGGGCUCUCUUAAAGAACUCUAUUUUCUGGAUUAAUAUUAUAAUUCAGAAGCAGAACGACAGGUUGACAGAAGAAA
Messenger RNA from Nicotiana tabacum (common tobacco), 594 nucleotides. Lineage: Eukaryota; Viridiplantae; Streptophyta; Magnoliopsida; Solanales; Solanaceae. The record is from RefSeq and is a predicted model, not a curated record.